AUGGCUAAGGAGGACCUGGACAACGACCAGGCGGUGAUUCUCACCAAUGAAGCGGACUGGAAUACGUGGUAUUCACAUAUCCGCCUCAAAGCUACAGAUGAUGAAAUCUGGGAGUACAUCGAUCCAGAUGGAGAUCAGACUCUAGAGCCUCCUAGAGAUCGUCCGAGACCUCCUCCUAUUCCCUCAACGACACUCCAAGGGGAACAACUAGCGACAGCACACCUAGAGUUCAGGAUGAGGAAGGACUUCUUCGAUAUGGAGUUAGAGGAAUGGAAGGUUCUAAACACGGCGUAUGAGAAGAAGAACAAAAAGCUGAUCGAGAUGAACGAGCUCAUCUAUCGAACGGCUAAGCGGCACGUAGCCCUGUUCAACGAGUCGUCGGAAGAACAACAGCGAGCGAUCACAUGGAUCCCUGACGGGACAGGAGUGAUCAGGCAACCACCAAGAGUUGGAUCGGCACGGGCAAGGCUGAGGGCGUUGAAGGAACGUCUCAAACCAUCAGGCUUUGAAGCGAGAGCACAAGCUCGAGCUCGAUACCAGCAAGCCAGACAACCACCCAGAUCCACCAGUCUGUCGGCUUGGAUCGAACAGUGGGAACAGGCCCUACGAUAUGCUAAGAACGUCAAUAUCAGUGACGUUCAAGGCAACCAACCUGCAGAGGACUUCCUUAUCGCCAUCAGUGGCGUCAAUGAAGUUAGUAGUACCUUCGCCCAGACCUAUAUGAACACUCUUAACCAGGAAGGGUCGAUCCCAGACGGCUAUACGCUUGCUCGCCAGCUUCAACGACAGCUUGCAGCGACAGCAACAGUCAAGGGAUCAGCCAAGGGAUCGUUCAACGCAGCAGUAGAACCUGCCCAGAGGUUGACGGAGCAACCGACGCUUCAGGGCAAGGCUCCUAACGGCGAGAGACCUACCUGCCCUUGUGGGAUGAAGCACAACGAGAACCAGUGUUGGGUCCUCCAUCCAGAGAAGAAGCCAGUCCAUAUGCCACCCUUCUCACGGAGGAGGCUGGAGAGGGUGCUGCGGAAGAUCACGGAGACAGAUCAGCUGCGGAAGCAAUACCAGAACUCGAUCAAAGCGAUUGAGGAGUCGCUGGCAAAGCUACCACCAGCCGAUCAGAGGUCUGGUGAGGCCAGGCAAAUUGGGAGUGCCUACGCCCGGACUAUUUCGGUCAAGAAGGCCUCUCAGAGAGUCUCCUCAAACGUUAUGGCAAGCUCCUUCGUCGCCACGGCGUACCCAUUGAAGGACAACUUCAUCCAUGAUACCGGUACCACCUGUCACAUCGUCAACUCGAAGGAGAAGCUCAUCGAGGGUACAUAUCGACCAGCGACUGGCGUCAUCAACGCAGGCGACACCACGAUACCGUACUACGGUAUGGGAGAGGCGAUGAUGGAGGUCAACACCCCUACUGGCCUAGCCCGCUUCAAGCUAAAGAAUGUUGUCGUUGCUGAAGGCUUCCAUGUCAAUCUAGUCUCCCAUGGAGCAAUGAGGGAGGCGGGAUACCGAUGGAACGACGACAACUGCAGUAUCACCAAGGGUUCUGUGUCAGGACCAGUAGUCUUUUUGACUAAACAAAUUGAGGGCCACACUGUGAUCGACUUCCAUCGAAGUCAAGGAUGGGCCAACAAACAGCAAUCAGAUGAAGCCGCCAAUGCAGCCUCAUCACGAAAGCCUAGCCCAGAAAGCAAGGCGAGGUACGAUACCUGGCACAGGAGAAUGGGGCAUCUCAACGAUGAAGCCCUAGGCCACUUAUCUGCUAACACCAGAGGAGUUGUGAUUGCUGGCAAGUCUGAUCAGCCUUGCCAAGCAUGCGUUGAAGCCAAGGCAAAGCAACAAGUCUCGAGAAGGCCAAGUGGUCGACCGGCGGAACACCCAUUCGGUCGAAUCCACCUAGACCUCUUCGCGAUGCCGGACUGCCUCGAUGGUUCAACAGUAGCCCUGAUCAUCAAAGACGAAUUCUCAGGCUUGAAAGUCACAUACCCUCUGCCGGACAAGAAGAAGUACACUCUUCUUGAAACUCUUCAUAACUACUGCAGCCUGGUAGACCGGCAAUGGGGUCUCCAGGUCCAACGAGGUCGCAGUGACAACGAACCAGCCCUCAACGCCGACGCUAUUGAGGAGUGGAAACAACAUGAAGGAAUUGUAUGGGAACCAUCGCCGAUAUACACACAUCAACCCAACGGCCAUGCCGAGCGAUCUGGGGGGGUGAUACGGACGAAGGCCAACGCAAUGCUGUUUGACGCCGGUCUACCAACCGACCUGGCCAGCGAGGCCUACAAAGCAGCGACCUACCUUUAUAACAGAUCCCCUCGUCGAGCCAACGGCUGGAAGUCACCAGAAGAGACCAUCAGACAGUGGUGUCAGGAGAAUGGGCACUGGAUCCCAGGCGGCUUGAACCAGCCAGACCUCAGCCACAUCAAAGAGUACGGUUCAAAGGCACAUUGCCUCAAAGAUGAAUACCACAAUGCCACGAUAUCGACCAAGGCCAAACAUCAACCCCGUACCGAGAUUGGAUACCUUGUUGGCUACGAAGACACGAACAUUUGGCGGAUCUGGAUCCCCGAGAAGAGGAAGGUUGUCCCAUUGAGGGAUGUGACCUUUGAAGAAGGGUCCUUCUUCAAAAAGGAGAAUCACGACGGAUCUAGAGAGAGAUUGGCCACGUUCACACCACCAGUGGAGGUCUAUGAGCUACCAAAAUUGGCAGAGAGAGAGCCAGAGCCUGAAGAGACCGACGACGAGAUCACCAGCCUCUCCGGUCCAACAGAUGGACCGUUUGAAGCUGCCGGGGAGGGAGAUCAGUCCCAACAGGCCGAAGCAAUUGAAAAGGCCGGCCCGGCGCAAGAGAGGCUUGAAGAGAUCAUUGUCGCCUACCCAACUCCUCGCCAAAGUGAAGAGCCGGUCCAAGAACCAGCCACAACAGGACCAACAGAGGGCUCUGAAUCCACAACCCCUGGUCCAAUGACCCCAGAAACUUCAUCGGAGGGAGAGAAUAGUGUUCCAAAGGUGCCAGUGAAUUUUCAGGAAGAUUCCUCAAGUUCUGCACCGAUUAGACGAUCGGCUCGAAAUCGCAAGGCGACAAGCCGAGGACAGCAGUCGAGAGAGCAAGAGGAGCUAUUUAGGAGACGACGGCGGGCGGUCGAUGGGAUGAUCCCAGAGAACCGCCACGGCGUCAACGCAGUCCACGCCAGCUUCCAAGCCGAAGUAGUCCCUGUCGAACAAGAGCCUCAAUGGCCACUCCGAUUACACCGAAAGGACCUACCACCAGAGCCGAAGACCUCCAAGGAGGCUGUCAACAGCGAAUACGGCUCACACUGGCUCAAGGCCAUGCGGAAGGAGGUCAAGAACGUCCAAGACAACGGGACGUUGGAGAUAGUGGACCAUCACGAAGCCAAGGGCCAGAUGGUCAUCCCAUUGAAGUGGAUGUUUACCUACAAGUUCAACAGCGAAGGGUAUGUCGAGAGAUUCAAAGCCAGGAUCUGCGUUCGAGGAGACCAGCAGCCACCAAACGAUCGAGACACCUAUGCCGCCACAUUGGCCGGAAGGUCCUUCCGAAUCCUCAUGGCCACAGCCGCGAGGUUUAGGCUUAAGGUGAAGCAGUUAGAUGCCAUCAACGCCUUCACCAACGCCUACCUUGAUGAGGAGGUAUUCGUGGAACUCCCACCAUACUUCAAACAGAAUGGCAAGAUCGCUCGAUUGAUCAGAGCGCUAUAUGGCCUCCGCAUAUCGCCACUGCUAUGGCAAAAGCUUCUCUCAGAGGUCCUCAUCGAUAUGGGAUUCACCCAGUCGACUGAGGAGCCCUGCCUAUUCUACAAUGACUCCGUCCUGGUCUUCUUCUACGUUGAUGACAUCGUAUACCUCUACCGCGAGGAGGACGAGGCUAAGGGAGAGGCCUUCAAAAAGGACUUGACCAGUCGAUUCGAGAUGAGAGACCUAGGGGAUAUCAAAUGGUUCCUAGGAAUGAGAGUUGUUCAGAGCUCUGAUCGGAGCCAGAUCUGGAUCUCACAAGAAGACAAGAUCACCAACCUCGCCGCCAGACACAAGCUUGAUGAUAUGGUUGGAGGGCCAGCUACCCCCAUGUCGGUUGAGGAGAUCAUGAAGCCAGAUGAGCAAGCGACUUCGUCAGAGAUUCACAUCUACCAACAGAAGGUGGGAUCUCUGAUCUACCUUAGCAUCACCACAAGGCCGGACAUCGCCAAAGCGGUCACCAGCCUUGCCCGCUUCCUGACAAACCCUCCACCCAAAGCGAUGAAGGAGGUGGAUAGAGUCAUCCGCUACCUCCUAAGGACGAAGGACCUAGGCAUCCUGUUCGACGGCAACGACCCAGACCCCUCACUCAAAGUCUACACCGACGCCUCGUUUGGAGACGAUCCAGAGACUCGGAAGUCCUCCCAGGGAUAUCUCAUGAAGCUAUUCGGGAGCGUGGUCGAUUGGAAAGCGAUCAAGCAAAACACCGUCACCACCUCAUCUACUGAAGCCGAGUUGCUUGCCCUCACAAGCUCCCUUCGAGAGACUAUUGCUACCAUGCGGUUCUUCGAAAGGAUGACACUGCAGCUGUCAGGCCAGUUCGUCGUCUACUGUGAUAACCGCCAAACCAUUCGCCUGGUUAAAAGCGAGAACCCACGGCUCAAGACAGCUCUGAGGCAUGUUGAUAUCCACCACCAUUGGGCCCGGCAAGAGGUCCAAAAGAAGACGGUGGAGAUAGAAUACCUGGCCACUGAUCAGAUGCCAGCCGAUGGGCUAACCAAGAUCCUCCCGAUUAACAAGCACCGGGAGUUCAUCAAGCAGUUAGGCCUUUGCAUCUGUCCCAUCACCACCUUUGGGGGUGAUCAGGACUAG
Molecule: messenger RNA, 4836 nt
Organism: Thyridium curvatum
Lineage: Eukaryota; Fungi; Ascomycota; Sordariomycetes; Thyridiales; Thyridiaceae
Exons: 1
Coding region: 1-4836 (1611 amino acids)
Biological process (GO): DNA integration
Molecular function (GO): nucleic acid binding
Source: RefSeq, a predicted model, not a curated record